CUGUUUGUAAUGGCAAAUUUAUCAAUUUAUGCUUGGAGAGCUUUGACACACAAAUUACAUUUUCAACCAUUUCUUUUAAAUACAAAACAAAUUAAUUUGAAUAAUUCAAGUUGUUUCAGCUCAAUCAAUUUAUUCAAAUUUAGUCAAUUUUCAUCUAAAUCAAGUUUCAAGUCAACAUGUCGCCGAAUUCAUUUCUGUGCUCAAAGAUUUCGAAUGAUUGAGGGUACAGAAAGUAUUCCACCACCGAUUCCUAUGACGGAAGAAGAGGUACAUCAACGUGUUUUGAAGGCAAUCAAAGAAUGGGAUCGUUUUCCACAAGACCGUGUUGCAAAACUUGAAUUGGAUGCCCGGUUUGUUGAAGAUCUUAGUUUUGAUUCUCUUGAUUUGGUUGAAAUUGUUAUGUCUUUGGAAGAUGAAUUUGGAUUUGAAAUCUCUAUUGAGGAUUCUGAAAAAUUCAAAACGCCAAGAGAUGCUGCAACUUACGUUAUUGAUCAUGAAGGAGUUAACGAGGAUGAGGAAUUUUAGGAAAUAAAGUAAAAAUAUUUUUUGUUUCUC
Molecule: messenger RNA, 555 nt
Organism: Meloidogyne enterolobii
Lineage: Eukaryota; Metazoa; Nematoda; Chromadorea; Rhabditida; Meloidogynidae
Source: the annotation of a GenBank genome assembly